Caenorhabditis remanei is the source of this 864-nucleotide messenger RNA. RefSeq lists its product as uncharacterized. The record is from RefSeq and is a predicted model, not a curated record. The coding region runs from base 1 to 864 and encodes 287 amino acids. The transcript is spliced from 4 exons. Lineage: Eukaryota; Metazoa; Nematoda; Chromadorea; Rhabditida; Rhabditidae.
AUGUCCCUAUUCCUAAAAUCCGACCUACUUAUGGUUACCCUUAACAACCCUCAGAAUCUAUUAAAUCAUGUCAAGGAUUCUCUAACAAUCAACACACCAAAUACAGAAGAGGCAAGAGUAGAUCAAAUCAAGGAAUUGGUGAAAUUAGAGACUUGGAUUAAAGAUGAGAAGAUUAUUUUGGAGACUGAAAUUAAGAAAAUCGAGUCAGAUUUUCCUAACAAGGUAAUCAUCUCUAUUUUAUCAUUUUUAAUGAUAAUUGGAGUUCUUGGAUAUUUGAUCUACACUGAGUACAUAGGACAGCUGAUAUCAACUGGAGUGAGAUUCCUAAUCAGUGGUGGAGCAAUUGUGGUACUCCUUAUUGUAGCAGCGUGCUUUAUUUCUCAUGAUCCUAAAAUGAGGGAAAAAAACCAAAAAGCAAAAGAAGGAGGGAAAAGAGAAGAGAAAUUACUCAUUGACUACAGUAACCUUGAAAAAGAGGAAGUGAUGGAGCCUAUGAUGAUGUCGGAAUUGAAUCAACGGCAGAUAGAUAUUAUUGAUUUUUACACGGAAGAAAUUGAACCGUUGCGACAAAAAAAUCGAGUCUGGAAGAAUCGACAGUAUGUUUUGUUAUUCUUCUUCUACACUGAAUGGGCCAUUUAUAGCCUAAUUCGAUACUGCGAUUCCGUCCGAUUCUUAUCUGGUUUCUCCAAAGUCGACCGAACCAAAAUUGACCCAGACGAUGUUAUGAUUGAGUUUACUAACUUUUUAUUCUUUGAAUCUAUUCUAGUUUUUGCUGGUUGUCUAUUGUAUCUGGAAUACUUAAAACCGCUGAAGGAAAGACUUUGUAUGCCUGAAGAAUUGAAAACUGUUGAGAUGCUUGUUUGA